Molecule: messenger RNA, 6710 nt
Organism: Protobothrops mucrosquamatus (brown spotted pit viper)
Lineage: Eukaryota; Metazoa; Chordata; Lepidosauria; Squamata; Viperidae
Gene: PDS5B
Product: PDS5 cohesin associated factor B
Biological process (GO): mitotic sister chromatid cohesion; DNA repair
Cellular component (GO): nucleus; chromatin
Molecular function (GO): DNA binding
Source: RefSeq, a predicted model, not a curated record
AAAUAGCACUAUGGCUCAUUCAAAGACAAGAGCCAAUGAUGGAAAAAUUACAUAUCCUCCAGGAGUUAAAGAAAUAUCUGACAAAAUUUCAAAAGAAGAGAUGGUACGAAGAUUAAAAAUGGUUGUAAAAACCUUUAUGGAUAUGGACCAGGACUCUGAAGAGGAAAAAGAGUUGUAUCUAAAUCUUGCUUUACAUCUUGCGUCUGAUUUUUUUCUUAAGCAUCCUGACAAAGAUGUACGCUUGCUUGUUGCAUGUUGUCUUGCUGAUAUUUUUAGAAUAUAUGCUCCUGAAGCACCAUAUACUUCACCUGAUAAACUUAAGGAUAUAUUUAUGUUCAUCACAAGACAACUGAAAGGAUUAGAAGAUACAAAAAGUCCACAAUUCAACAGAUAUUUUUAUUUAUUAGAGAAUAUUGCAUGGGUUAAAUCUUACAACAUAUGCUUUGAACUAGAAGAUAGCAAUGAAAUUUUUACGCAACUGUACAGAACAUUAUUUUCUGUGAUCAACAAUGGUCAUAACCAGAAGGUUCAUAUGCAUAUGGUAGAUUUGAUGAGUUCUAUCAUUUGUGAAGGUGAUACAGUAUCUCAAGAACUUUUGGAUACAGUUUUAGUUAAUCUAGUCCCUGCACAUAAGAAUUUAAACAAACAAGCAUAUGACUUGGCAAAGGCUUUACUGAAGAGAACAGCCCAGGCUAUUGAACCAUACAUUACUAAUUUCUUUAAUCAAGUGCUUAUGCUAGGAAAAACAUCCAUCAGUGAUCUCUCAGAGCAUGUUUUUGAUUUAAUUUUGGAGCUAUAUAAUAUUGACAGCCAUCUUUUACUCUCAGUUUUGCCACAGCUUGAGUUUAAACUUAAGAGCAAUGACAACGAGGAACGACUUCAGGUUGUAAAACUUCUUGCAAAAAUGUUUGGAGCAAAAGAUUCAGAGCUGGCAGGUCAGAACAAACCCCUUUGGCAAUGCUACUUGGGAAGAUUUAAUGAUAUACAUGUACCUAUCCGUCUUGAAUGUGUGAAAUUUGCCAGUCACUGCCUUAUGAACCAUCCGGAUCUAGCGAAAGAUCUAACAGAAUAUCUUAAAGUGAGAUCUCAUGACCCUGAAGAAGCUAUUAGGCAUGAUGUUAUUGUAUCAAUAGUUACUGCUGCUAAGAAAGAUCUCCUACUUGUGAAUGAUCAUCUGCUUAAUUUUGUGAGAGAACGAACACUUGACAAACGGUGGAGGGUGAGAAAAGAAGCUAUGAUGGGACUUGCACAGAUAUACAAGAAAUAUUCUUUACAGUCAGAAGCUGGAAAAGAAGCUGCUAAACAAAUUGCUUGGAUUAAGGACAAAUUGUUGCAUAUAUAUUACCAGAACAGUAUUGAUGAUCGAUUGCUGGUAGAACGCAUCUUUGCUCAGUAUAUGGUUCCACAUAAUUUGGAAACAAAUGAAAGAAUGAAGUGCUUAUACUACCUUUACGCAACACUUGAUUCUAAUGCUGUUAAGGCACUGAAUGAAAUGUGGAAAUGUCAAAAUUUACUGAGGCAUCAAGUAAAAGAUUUGGUUGAUUUAAUCAAGCAGACAAAGUCAGAUGCCAGCAGUAAAGCUAUAUUUUCCAAAGUGAUGGUAAUAACAAGAAAUUUGCCAGAUCCUGGCAAAGCACAGGAUUUCAUGAAGAAAUUCACUCAAGUUCUGGAAGAUGACGACAAAAUAAAACACCAGUUGGAAAUGCUUGUUAGCCCAAGUUGUUCAUGCAAACAAGCUGAAGGAUGUGUGCGUGAAAUUACAAAGAAGUUAGGCAAUCCCAAGCAACCUACAAACCCUUUUCUGGAAAUGGUAAAGUUCCUUUUAGAGAGGAUAGCUCCUGUGCACAUUGAUACCGAAUCCAUCAGUGCCCUUAUUAAACAAGUGAACAAAUCCAUAGAUGGAACAGCAGAUGAUGAAGAUGAAGGUGUCCCUACUGAUCAGGCAAUUAGAGCAGGUCUUGAAUUGCUUAAGGUUCUUUCGUUUACCCACCCUAUCUCAUUCCAUUCAGCUGAAACAUUUGAGUCACUCCUGGCCUGUUUAAAAAUGGAUGAUGAAAAAGUAGCUGAAGCUGCAUUACAGAUUUUUAAGAACACAGGAAGCAAAAUUGAGGAGAAUUUUUUACACAUACGAUCAGCUUUGCUUCCAGUUUUGCAACAUAAAGCUAAAAAAGGUCCUCCUCAACAGGCCAAAUAUGCCAUUCACUGCAUCCAUGCAAUAUUCUCCAGUAAAGAAACACAAUUUGCACAGAUAUUUGAGCCGCUACAUAAGAGUCUCGAUCCAAGUAAUCUGGAACAUCUGAUUACACCACUGGUUUCCAUUGGCCACAUAGCCUUGUUGGCACCUGAUCAGUUUGCUGCCCCGCUGAAAUCUUUGGUGGCUACAUUUAUAGUUAAAGAAUUGUUAAUGAGUGACAGGAUGCCAGGAAAAAAAACAACUAAGCUAUGGGUUCCAGAUGAAGAGGUUUCUCCUGAGACUCUUGUAAAGAUCCAGGCAAUUAAAAUGAUGGUUCGAUGGUUACUAGGAAUGAAGAAUAAUCACAGUAAAUCAGGAACAUCUACAUUAAGACUGUUAACAACAAUCUUGCACAGUGAUGGAGAUCUAACUGAACAGGGGAAAAUUAGCAAACCUGAUAUGUCUCGUCUAAGGCUAGCUGCUGCUAGUGCUAUUGUCAAACUGGCACAGGAACCUUGUUAUCAUGAAAUCAUCACAUUAGAACAGUACCAACUUUGUGCAUUAGCCAUCAAUGAUGAGUGUUACCAAGUUAGACAAGCAUUUGCUCAGAAACUUCAUAAAGGUCUAUCAAGACUCAGGUUACCACUGGAAUAUAUGGCUAUUUGCGCAUUGUGUGCAAAAGACCCAGUAAAGGAGAGAAGAGCUCAUGCCAGACAGUGCCUAGUAAAAAACAUAAAUGUGAGAAGAGAAUAUCUGAAGCAGCACGCAGCGGUUAGUGAGAAACUUUUGUCACUUCUACCAGAGUAUGUUGUUCCAUAUACUAUCCAUCUUCUGGCACAUGAUCCUGAUUAUGUCAAAAUCCAAGACAUUGAACAAUUAAAAGAUAUUAAAGAAUGUCUCUGGUUCAUACUGGAAAUAUUAAUGGCUAAAAAUGAAAAUAAUAGUCAUGCAUUUAUCAGAAAAAUGGUAGAGAAUAUUAAACAGACUAAAGAUGCUCAAGGACCUGAAGACACAAAAAUGAAUGAAAAACUUUAUACAGUAUGUGACAUAGCAAUGAACAUCAUAAUAUCAAAGAGCACAACAUAUAGUUUGGAAUCUCCCAAAGACCCUGUAUUACCUGCUCGAUAUUUCACUCAACCUGACAAAAAUUUCAGUAAUACCAAAAACUAUCUGCCUCCAGAAAUGAAAUCAUUUUUUACUCCAGGAAAGCCCAAAGCAGCCAAUGUUCUUGGGGCAGUUAAUAAGCCCCUUUCAUCAGCAGGCAAGCAAUCUCAAUCUAAAUCUUCUCGGAUGGAAACUGUAAGCAAUGCUAGUAGCAAUUCAAACCCAAGUUCACCUGGAAGAAUCAAAGGAAGGCUCAGAGCUGGAAAAGCCCAGAAGUAGAAAGAAAAUGAUUACAGAUCCUGAAGAAAAGUUGGUUAUGGAUGACCUGAGCAAAUUAGGACAAGAAUCAAAGCUUAGAAGUAGUCAGCGAGGCAGAAAAAGAGCCGCAGUUAUUUCAGAGUCUGAGGAACCCCAGUGGUCAGAGGAAAAGAGGCUAAAAGAGAGUAUCUUAGAAAGUGAAGAUGAACAAAACAGCCCACCAAAGAAGGGAAGAAGAGGGCGACCUCCAAAGGCAGCUACAGGAAGCAUACAAAAAGAAGAAUCAACAGUAAAAACAACUAAAAGAGGGAGAAAAAAAGCUGCACCAGUUAAACCUAUGGAGGAGGAGGAAGAAGAGGAGGAAGAAGAGGAGGAGGAAGAAAGGCAAAUAGACAGCAUAGAACAGAAGUCAAAAGGUCGACAGAAUAAAGCACCCAAAAAAUCACAACAAAGAUCUGAAUCAUCAGAAAUAAGUACAGCUGAGUCCAACCAGUCUACACCACAAAAAAGACGAGGAAGACCACCAAAAGUUCCACCUACUCAGCAGAAGAAAGGAGGAGCUGGACGAUCAAAACAAACAGCAAGCAAAGAAAAUGAAUCUAGCGAAGAGAUGGACGUAUUUCAAAGUAGUUCUCCCGUUCACGAUAUUUCUCAAGAAGUAACAAUGGAGGAAGAAGACGUGUCCUCAAUCAGAGUUCGUCGGAGAACAUCUAAAAGGGAAAGACGAUGAAGAGUCAUGUUCCUGCCAUUUUUCAGUGAUGUCGCUCUUAUCAUUUGCAAACUUUUAGGCUGAAGAGAAUUGUUGAUACUCACAAUGGGAUUGCUGAAGAAAUUAAAUCACUCUUUAUUUCCUGCCCCUGCUUUUUGAAGCUCCUAGGUCAUGAGCAUAAUCCACACAUAUGUUUAUAUCAUUAACUAUGGGGUUUUGUGAAAUGUAACGUAUGCUGGCUAUAUAGACAAAAGAACUAAAAAAAACUGUCUGUAAAUAAUCCUUUUUUAAAAAAUAUUUCUGACUUUAAAGUGCUUGUAUAGCUUUUAUCACGGCUUUACACAACAGUACCAGACUGUUUGGUAGAGCUAUUGAUUUGGAAAAAAAGACAAAAAAAAAAGUAAGAAUGGGUAUCAAGCAAUAUUUGUCAGUGUCUGUAUUCUUAUUUUUCUUGGCAUUUAACUGUGAAAAAAAAUCACUUUGACAAAAUAGUGACACCUGCUCUGACACUAUUCGUUAGAAAAUAAAAGAAAAUACAUUCUCUUUAUGUAUCUAAUUCAGUGUUUACCUUUGGCAGUUGUCUGUCUUUGGAGGUGCCAAAUUGCUUUUAAACAAUGUCGGAUAAAACAGUAUAUCCAACUGCAGAUGUGUGAAAGAAUAGUCUUUUAAUGCACCUCAGUAUUGAUAACAGAUUUCUCUGGAAUUCUUGUGGCAUUGAGCAUUUAAAAGAAUUUACUAUUUUAAUUUUUAAAAUGUGUUAUUAAAUAAUGUAACGAAAGCUGAUCCUCAUAUUUUCCCUUAUUAGUUUUUGUUAAUCUGCUGUAUCAAUAAAAUUCUGUAACUGAAUUUUUAAUAGUCUAGUAUGUCAAUGUGUAUAUUCCCUCCUGAACAUUAUGUUCAUCAAAUUAUUAUGUUAUAAUAUGAAACCUAAUAUCUGAGCUUUAGUGAAAAUACAGGUUUUAUUACCAUGUAAAUCAGAAAAUUUUAUUGAUGCAGUCUGUCUUUAUAAAGCUGUUUUUUCUUCAGAGCCAAGUGUUUUGUAUAUCACAGUAAGUUGCAUGUUUACGAAAGAAAUGUAAUGGAAUUGCAAUGUAAUUUUUAAAUUCUUAUCUAGAAGAUGCUACAUUGCCUCAUGAGAAAAACUUUUACCAAGAGUCUAUUGUACCUUUUUUUUGGUUAGCCAAUGUUUUUAUGUUUGUGUGCUUGGAUAUAAGCAUGGACGUUGGAAGAUUGAAGUUAUAAGAAAUGUGUUUGCAUUUGAAUGAUCAGUUGCAAAAUAUUUCAGUCAGGGUAUUCAAAAAUUUGUAUGACAUUUCAGUAUAUGUUUUACAUUGAAGUGAUUGAACUUUAUUUCUUUGGUAGAAUUACAGAAAAUAGAGGAAAAACUAUUUUAAGACAUUGUCAUGUAUGCAGUUUUCCAAACUGUGUUUGAACCAAAAUGUAUAGGUUACUAUUUAUGCUUAGCCAUGCACAUUUUAUGGUUUCCUAUGCUGUUUUCCUCCUGUUCAGUAGCAGUAUAUGGGAGGAAUUCAAGUUUUAACUUAUUAAUGUUGUAUCUCAUGGAAUAAUGGAGCAUUGUCAUAAGUUAACAAAGACAUCUAUGUUAUAAUUCCAAGGGAAUAUACAUAUCCUGGGAAAAGAUGAAAAGACACCAUGAUUUGAAAACAUGUUUGCAAGUAUAUUUUUUAGAGGAAAACCAACUUUUUUCUAAGCUUUUUUAUUAUAAUUUGUAUUGAUUUUUUUUAAGCCACAGCAAUAGACAAAGGCAAACAGUUUGUGUUUAUCAAGCUGUUCUACUUAAGUGCUUUUCUAGUAGCUCUUUUAGCUAGUAAUUAUUGUUCUUGAGCUAUAUUGUAUUUUUAUGCCCAUAAUUUUGGGUAACAACAAUCAAAGAAAUAUUAACUAGAGGUGGUUCUGAAGACUACAAAAUUGCCCACACAAUGUAACCUCAAUGGUUCAUAGAAUUUAGCAGUGCAAAUUAAGAGUUUUUAUAUCUACAAAAUAAAAACAUAAUGUAUGAUAUUAUCUUCACUGAUAACAUUUCACUGACAUCAUUUUGCAGAGUAUAUCUAAACCAUUUUAUAUGAAGUAUGAAACAUUAAAAACUGUUCACAGGCUUUUGAAGAUUUAUUUGCAUGAACAUAGUUUGAUCACAUUUCCUUAAUAUUGCUGAAAUCAGUUAAUCAUAAGAUAUUAAUGUAAAUUAAAUAUAUAAUUUGACAUUCGAAAUGUUUAUUUCUUGGAAUAUAAUGUGUACUUAGGAAAAUAGGUGCAGAUGGGAUAAUAUGUUAAACUUUUUAGGUUUUAUUCUCAAACAAAUAUAAUGCAUAUGUUAUGUACUAACACGUUGGGAUUUUAAUACAGUGAAGUAAAAUAAUACAUAAAGAGACUGGAUGCUAAGAUUCAGUCAGUAUUCAUUAUGUUCAUUUUUUUGGUAUGUAUUACAUUAAACAAAAAUUGAGCUCA